CAGCUCCCUUGCAAUAAAAAACGCUAUCCAGGAUGGCCAAUUUGCCAGUUAUUCUGCAAUGCAGGAUCUGUUUGGGCGAUUUCGAAGAAAGCCAAAUGAUCUGCCUGUUUAAGGGUAAAGGCGAAAGUGACCUCAGAAAAAAGUUGGAGCUGUGCUGUAGGAUUAGGGUUCGCCAAUCCCCGCAGCUACCCGAGAAGGCCUGCAACAGCUGCUGCGAAUUCGUCCAAAUGUGGUUCAACUUUCGCCAGAUGUGCCUGAACUCGCAAGUCUACUGGGAAACAAGUUCCUCGGAGAGACCAGAGGAUCUGGCCCAGGCUAGCGAUGCCGAGUAUAUGGAGUACCUGUACGAGAACCUACAUCUGAAACUAGGCACAGAGAACCAGGAGCAGGACGAGAUAACCGCAAUAGAGGAAGGGGAUGAACAGCUGGAGGAUCAGUCCCAGGAAAUUCUCGAUUUCAACGGAUUUAUCAUAAACGAAUCGAUUGAACAGGACGAAGAACCUAUUACGGAGAGUCCUGAGCAGAUGCUGAUUUCCCACAUGGACUCCUACGUUGAUGAUCAACAAAUGGAAGAACUCAUUGAUGAUAAGAGUGAGCUAGUCGAGGACUUAUCGAAUGCAAACGAGUAUUAUGAGGUUGAGUACAGGGACGAGGAACUUCUCCUGUCAAGCGCUCCCUCGCCACAGCCCAGCUUCAAAAUGGACAAACAAAAGCCGGGUAGGCCCCGCAAACCGGACGCCGAACUGAAAUUCAAACGCAAGGAUAUCAACGCCAAGGAAAGGGGAAACCAGUCUAAAUGCAAGGACGAGGAGAAGUACAUAUGCAUCCUGUGCGGAAACGUCUAUUACAAGAAAUCUGUUUUCACGGCCCACAUGAUGACCCAUUCGGAAUACAAGCCCCACCAAUGCGAAAUCUGCAAUAAAUCUUUUCGACAAAUGGGCGAGUUGCGAGCACACAUUCGUCGUCAUACGGGCGACCGUCCGUACAAGUGUAUGUACUGCGACCGCCACUUCUACGAUCGCAGCGAGCGGGUCCGCCAUGAACGGGUCCACACCAACACGCGCCCUUAUGCCUGCCAGGAGUGCGGAAAAACUUUUACGCACACAGCCAUCCUCAAAAAUCACAUCCUUUCGCACUCCGACCAGAAGAAUUACAACUGCGGUAUCUGCUGCAAGUCAUUCACUCUGCUGCACCAGCUGAAAGCUCACAUGCAAACGCUAACCCACCGCAAUAAAAUGGAGCAAAGCAUUCUCAGCUCUCCGGAAGUGUUAGAGAGCUAAUAUAGUAAAUUAAUUGAGGAACUUAGGUUAUCUAUUAUAAGUAGUAUAAAGUCAAUUUUUACAUAA
Drosophila mauritiana is the source of this 1346-nucleotide messenger RNA. Its product is annotated as zinc finger protein 771. Gene Ontology annotation, cellular component: nucleus. The record is from RefSeq and is a predicted model, not a curated record. The coding region runs from base 33 to 1280 and encodes 415 amino acids. The transcript is spliced from 4 exons. Gene Ontology annotation, biological process: regulation of transcription by RNA polymerase II. Gene Ontology annotation, molecular function: RNA polymerase II cis-regulatory region sequence-specific DNA binding; DNA-binding transcription factor activity; zinc ion binding. NCBI's taxonomy places the organism in Eukaryota, Metazoa, Arthropoda, Insecta, Diptera, Drosophilidae.